Salvia hispanica is the source of this 543-nucleotide messenger RNA. Its product is annotated as 18.1 kDa class I heat shock protein-like. The record is from RefSeq and is a predicted model, not a curated record. NCBI's taxonomy places the organism in Eukaryota, Viridiplantae, Streptophyta, Magnoliopsida, Lamiales, Lamiaceae.
AGAAACAAAAUACGCUUAGAAGUAAAACAAAAAACAUGUCCGGGUUCCUGCUGCGAUCACAUGAUCUCGGUCCGCCUAUGGACUGGAAGGAGACCCCUGAAGCUCACAUCUUCAAGUUCGAUCUUCCCGGCCUCACCAAGGAGGAUGUAAAGCUCCAAGUUCACGACGACAGAGUGCUGCAUAUCAGCGCUGCAGCUGCUGUUGGUGGAGAUGAUCUAGACAAACAGUGUAAAUGGCACUGUAGAGAGCGUCUCGACUACAGGAGCUUUUGCCAGGAAUUUAGGAUGCCUGAAAAUGCUAAUGUGGAUGAGAUAAAAGCUUCGAUGAGCGACGGUGUGUUGGUGGUGAGGGUGUCUAAAGAUCUCACCAAGAAGAAGAAGCGUGCAACUAAGUAUGCUGUUGAAAUUGGAGAGAAUUCCGUUGCUCCCAAAGGACUCUCCCGCUUUGUCUGCUGCAAAGCUUGAUUGCUCUUUUGGAAAAUCGAUUGUCUGAUGUAUAUUUCAUUGUAUCUAAUGUAAAUCAAUCGACUGAUUUAUGUUUCAA